Messenger RNA from Fusarium odoratissimum NRRL 54006, 3396 nucleotides. RefSeq lists its product as uncharacterized. The transcript has 4 exons. Bases 1 to 3396 code for a protein of 1131 amino acids. The record is from RefSeq and is a predicted model, not a curated record. Lineage: Eukaryota; Fungi; Ascomycota; Sordariomycetes; Hypocreales; Nectriaceae.
AUGGCAGAGCUGGCACUGGCUGUUAUUCCCCUGGGAAUAACAGUUACAUCUGGUCUCGUGAAGUACCUGAAAACCUUCAACGAUCACGAUGACGAUCUUGCUCGACUUGUACGUCAGGCUGAACGCUUUGAAAGCACGUUUCAAUCACUUGAAGGUGUUUUAAAACGUUCCCAGCUUAACCCAGAACUUUCUAUCUCAUCAUCAGAGGCUUCUGUUUGUCUCAGAGAAUGCCAAAAGGUAUUGGAAGAACUGGACACCCUUCAACAGAAGAUCUUUGCAACCACUACCAGCGCCGCGGCGACGACUCCUCACGUGCGUACAAAAAACAAGAUCAAAGGCGGAUGCAAGAAGCUUAUGUAUCCGCUACGAAGAUCCGAUAUCGAAGCUCUACAAGGAGCUUUGAAUGGGCUUUCAACAACGCUCACUCUAGCUCUAGGAAUGCUUCAUCUAGAUGAAGAAUUUUUGACAAGAAAGAUUUUGAAUGAGCAAAUGGUCGAGAUUCAGAAGAACAAAAUCGUCAGCUCCAAUAUAUCGACCGAUAUCAAAGAACUACGCCAACCUAUCUCGGAAAUCGGGUCGAGCCUCCCCGUUCUCCAGACUUCCGUUGAUGCUAUUGUUCCCCAUUUCGACCAGAGGUUUGACCAGAUUUCUUACCAGAUUUCGUACCAGAAUGUCCAGAUGCAAGCUCAAAUCGAAUCACUUCUCGAAAUAGCCGGGCCUACAAGAUAUCAGGAUCGCCUCAGGACAAACCAGCAGCUUUCAUACAGUCGCUCUGGAGGGGAAGGCACCCAUCUUGCGGCCCGUGAGAUUGAACAGGAAUUGCAUACGCUUUCCAAAAGAGCUGAUUCGGUAUCGACGUGUUCAUGCCAGCUACGACGCGUGCGUCAGACCAAAAGGUUUGCUCUGGGGCCUGUGCAUUUCUUCGAAGAGAUGUUAUCCAAUUGCCGUCAUGAGAGAGACUGUGACUUCUUCCUCAUGUCAUCAGACUACGAAAAGACACGAACCAUUAGUUUUACUAGCUUGACUUCCUUCUUGAAAAAGGGGCUUGAAGUAUCAUUCACUACUCGCGCUCGGACAGGGACACUCAGUAUCAGCCCCUCUUUUACUUACUUUCCAGUGGUUGAUUUGGACGUUGCUCCAGCAUUUUUAGUUAUCCGCUAUCUUCACGACGCAAUCGAGCUCAGGAGCAUUAAUGAGGCAAGAUCCAGAACAAUUCUGAGCGCGGCGCAGCGAAAGCUCCAAGAGUUGUUUUGCUCGGGAAGAGCAAGCCCUAAUGACGUAACCGAAGAUAGUCUUACCCUACUUCAUAUCCUAGGUCUCUCAACAUAUCCCUGGUUAAGAACUUUGCAAAGAGCAAAUUCUCCAUUCGUGCGCUCGACGUGUGAAGGCUUGCUCAAUUUUCUCGUUGCCGCAGGUACAUCUGUCACAGUUCGUAACCGUGUUGGAAUUUCGGCAUUACAUAUAGUAAUCAGUGGGACCUUUGUUCCCGCCUCUAUCUAUGGCCAGUUAAAUGCUGGGAACGACGUAGAAGAUCGCAGCGAUUUACAUAUAAGCUCCCCGAUUAAUAGGCGUGAACUUAUUGAUUAUUACGAUCAGAACCAGAGCGUGGCAAGGAGUAAGUUCCACUACCUUGUUCAGCCAUGUGCUGCCACCCUUCCUGUGAUCUCAGAAGGCUUAUGGUACGAAUUAGUUCACUACGGCCCUCUAGGCUUAGCAGUCAUUCGAAACAAUUUACCAGAAGUGGAGCGACUCAUCUCCCUGCAUCCGCAUAUGCUCAAGGAGGUAAGUCACUAUGGGGAGACACCGUUGCACAUAGCCAUCUACAGGCUGGAUAUUCUGGAAGCACUGGCCAAGGAAGCAAAUUCCGAAGUUUGGAUUCAAUACACCGAUGAUGGCGCGACCGUUCUUAACCUUGCAAUACAAAUCAGUCAUGAGAUUUGUAAAUCGGAAGAAAAUUUGGAUGUUUCAUGUUGUCCUUGUACAUUACCGCUUCGGGUCAUUUUAGCCGCCGGAUGUCCCAUUAUACCUCACCGCGAUUUCCGUCAAGGCUGUCAGCUAUAUGUUCCAGAACGCUCCUUCUCUGAAGCUUCUCUCCACUGCAGAACACUUCUGGCAAAAGAGCUGCACAGUCGCCGUUGGCAGCUGCGUGACUUGGCCCGAAACAAGCUUUCAAUCACAGAGUUCAGCAACUUUACAGCUCUGGAGGAAGUACCCGACAUUGACGCCAUCGCGAUGGAUGGGUUACUUCGCCAAAAAGGGAUUCUUGGUCUGGGGCCCCUCUCGACUUUCGUUGAUGAAGACCUACCUAAACAGCCUUGUCGAGAUGUCGGCUACUAUUCUAGAUCCAUAUUCUUUGAUCUUGGAAACCCAGAAGAUGCAGAACUCUUCCUUGACUGUGACUUCAAGUUAAUCUGCGCCGAUCAGCAUCAUGACUUUUCACUGGACAGGGCACUCUUCAACAGGUUUCCGUCAUGGUCCCGUUCCAUUUCACUCGACUACGCAAUAUGGCUAUUUGAUCAUCAAGCCCCUUUAUGGAAAUGGAGUUCCAGGUUCACUAGCCCGAUGCCUUCUAUUUUCGUUCUUGCCGAUAUUCUCGGUAUACAAGACUACAAAUGUCCUGGCCAAGACAACACAAAGGACAAGGGAGAGCAUUAUCUGUCCAAAUCGGUUUUGCUCGACAAUUGCUCUUGCCUGUGUUCACCUGAUGGCUGUACCCCCUUCACCUCAAGAAUGAAGUGGCUGGCACACCCCUAUCAGCAGGCUGAAGACCUCACACCUCAAGAUUAUGCCACGCGUUUCGGCUCUUAUGUGGAAAUAUAUGGCAGAAGCCUGAACCUAGGCCAUCACAUCAUCAUGGUGCGACAAGCAACAUUUGCUGCUCUAGAUCUAAAGCACACGUGUUUAGAUAGGCCUGGGUAUAGUCGUUGGCCGGGUCAUCCCCAUCAGAUGUACCUUCUGGAUCCAGUGACACAACUGGAACCAGAUGAGAUGGAGUUCGAGAUUUUCAAUGUAGAUGUGGAGGCAAUGAAUCAGUUGGAGGAGGUGGUCGUCUUGUUUCAGGACUUUGUGCUAACCGGGCGCCAAACGACUAUGUCGAGCAAGAGUGCUAGUUUUGAUAUCGACCAUUCAGCAUUCAAUGAGUUGAGUACCCUUGGCAUAGACGACCUUUACCACCAGCGAAUUUUGGAAUUCUGGCAGCACAUAUGGGCAAAUAGCAUGCAGGCUGCGUUGGAUACUGUGGCCAAAAGGUGGGAUCAUAAGCUGGAUGGAGUGAACGAUUUUGUCCAAAUUGCAACUUGUGAGGAGGCAAUACAAGAAACAAGAGACAACCUUGAGGAGGGCGAUGAUGAUGAUGAAAUUUUCAACAGGUUUAUCCAACGGAUUCAGGAUAUCUAA